Messenger RNA from Klebsormidium nitens, 1959 nucleotides. The record is from the annotation of a GenBank genome assembly. NCBI's taxonomy places the organism in Eukaryota, Viridiplantae, Streptophyta, Klebsormidiophyceae, Klebsormidiales, Klebsormidiaceae.
CUAAGUUCCAGCUGUGCUGACCACCUUCUUUGUCAAGAUCCCAGGCUGUGUUUGGAGGUUGUUCUUCCCAGUUCAGCUGUGGUGGAAGCGAGUCAGGCCGCUUCAUGGACGUCGACGCAGAGAGUGUGAAGAGAGAGUCUUUGAAAAGGGAGUUGCAGACGCUACAGGCACAGCCCGUCAAUUCGCGCUACGCUUUGCACCGACGGCGGGUGGUGCUGAGAUCUCUAGAGCUGUUGGAGAUUGCUGGCCAGGAGCGUACAGCGGCCCAAGCUGCGGAGUUAGAGCAGCUCUUGAGUAACCUGUCGCUCUAGAGGCCUCUGAAAGAACAGGUCUUCUAGGGAUUGAGGGGUGUGGUGGUCUUUAGUAACGUGGCAGCAAUCGCAAGAUGCUGGAAGGCUGCUAGUGUAGGAAAACCCUAAAUGCCUAAGAUCUCUUGGGGACUCUUCGCAUAGCAUUACAAAGUCGAGAAGCAGAGAGGUUUUGGACUCUCUGUCGUCCAAAAGCUCCAUAGCAGCGUCUCGGGAAGCCCUGCUCAAUCAGCCGCCCCCAGUCCCUUUACACACACCACAAAAGCUAGCCCCCCCAUGGAAGUACUCUUGCCCAACCCCGACCCUCUGGGUGGCCCCCCAGUAGACAGCCGUAGUUUUGAUCGUACCGGGGGGCAAGCCAGCACUUCGUACGAUAGUUUCGGCGCGUGGCGGGUGCAGCAGUAUGUGAACAUUCUGCAGCCCCAGCGGCCGUGGCUGGGGCUCUACAACUCGUUCGUGAAGGUGACGGCGCCAGCUGUCGGCGUGCGAGGGGUGCAGGACCAGGCGCUGUUGCACAAGAUGCUGCCAGAGGACUUUCUGUUUGAGGUAUUCGCGCGCGCUUCUCCCUACACCCUGGGUCGCGCCAUGUGCGUGUGCCGCAAGUGGCGCUACAUGAUCCGGCACAACCCCGCGCUCUGGCAGGCCGCCUGCCUCAAGGCCUGGCAGACCAUAAGCUAUGCCGAGAACGUGCGCUUAUGCCGGGCACAGUACGAGGGCAGCUGGCGGAAGAUGUUUCUGGAGCGGCCGCGGUUGCGCACCGACGGGGUCUAUGUCAGCAGGAACACGUAUGUCAAGGCGGGGGUCGCGGAGUGGACCGCGCGAAAGUCAGUGCAUGUGGUGGUGUGGUUCCGGUACCUGCGGUUUACUCCGGGGGGCAGAAUCCUGUACAAAACGUCCCCCCAUCGGCUGGCCCUCGUGUACAAAAACCUGCUAGGCCUGCGGUCAAACCCAGCGGAGAUGAUCUACGGCGGCCGGUUCUCACUGAAAGACGACGAGGUCGAGGCGGCUAUCAAAUACCCGGGGUCCCGACCGACUGUGCUCCGGCUGAAGGUGAAAGUCCGGGGAACUAUCCCGGGCGCUUGGAACCGGCUUGACAUCAAGUCAAUCAUCACCACCGGGCUGGAAGUGAAGCCCGGGGACGAAGAGGAAAACGUGCUGUACGAGACGGAGGACUGGGACGAGGAUUACUCGGCCAAUCAGGACGUGCCAGCUGUCAACCACAAGCGGGGCCUGAUGGCGUUCGUGUUCGUGCCGUUUGAGGAGGCGGAGACGUCGGUGCUGAACCUGCCGAUCGAUAAGAUGGAUUACUACGUGCCAGGAUAAGGUGUGAGAUGAGUGGGGGGGUCUGAGUUUUGGUUAGUCGGUAACCAGGAUCGAGGUCACUGGGCCGAUUGUGUAUCAUCCUGUAUAUAUUGUCUGUGAUUCCGUUCGAGUAGCUGUUUCGAAUCUCGUACGGCGCUGUUAUCAGAUAUCUCCCGAGCAUAAUUAUGAGUGCAUUGAUGCAACUAUGACAUUGAAGUUUAUGAAGCCCUGCGUUGACAUAGGUUUUUUGACUUGCUCUGCUUGCAUCAUUAUUAUUUCCGGUUGCAGUGCUCGACGGGCGCUGCAUAUGUCUGUCACAAAUUUAGUCGAGUCGGGGAGUACGGUUAUG